Molecule: messenger RNA, 1275 nt
Organism: Symbiodinium sp. CCMP2592
Lineage: Eukaryota; Dinophyceae; Suessiales; Symbiodiniaceae
Source: the annotation of a GenBank genome assembly
AUGCAUGGCCAAGAAAAGUGGACGCGUCCGCCUGUGCGCAGCUUGAAGCGCGGCAGUUUGCGCCUGGUGUCGACUAAGUCCGAGACUCGCUCUCGACGCGAGAAGCUUGUCGUGUUGAAGAAGCUGUCACCAGUCAAGCUUGCGAAGCACUUGCAGGAGUUGGGCCACCUUCCGGUCCUGAACAAGAAGUCGGCAUGCUUGUUCUGUGGGCACAAAACGCUUAGUGUCCACGGCUGGCUUUGGUGCAUGCUGCUUUCGCUGCACACGCAAGUGUUGUACAAGCAGCAGCAUUUCCUUUCCAACUCACCGUUGUUUUGCGUCGGCCGCGGUGCAGACGUCCUACCUCUGCAGCAACAAGUAGCCAUCCUGUGGCACUUGGCUUGGCGAACGCCCUCCCGGCUUGUGCGUGCCGAGGUUGGUUGCAACGAGAAGCGCAUCGACAACAUGCGCACCCGCUGGCGUGGAGUUCUGACCAAGUUCGUGGAGGAGAAGCAAACUCGCGCUCAAGGGGGUGACUUUCAGGAAGUAGAAGUGGAUGAGACCGUCGCGUGCAAGCAAAAGGUUGGUGACAAAGUGUGCUGGCAAACCUUUGUCGGCUCCAAGGUGCGCGGACAACGUGAGUCCUUGGUGCUGCAAAAGCGUGUUUUUGGAAACAGCUUGUCGAAGGUGAGGCACGACAGCGUGUGCCACAGCACCAAAAGCGGCCCGUACUUCACCAAGAACUGCACUCACAAGGGCGUCAAAAAGGUUGGCAAGCGGCAGGGCAACCUCAAGACCGUGGCAAGCACACCGUGCAUUGACGGGACCUGGACGUCCGAGCUGGUCGUCCUUGCAGCCGAAGUCCUCUCAAAUUUCUCCGCUCUCGACUGGGCUGAUGUUCUGAGUGCAGAUGACGUGACUACGCGGUCUUGGCUUCCCGUCGUGCAUCAAGAUGUUCCAACGACCUUCGUGGCCAAAGUGGAACAACCAUACAGUCAGCACACUGCUGUUGCUGAGGCUAAGUGCUCCAAACUAGAUAACCAGUUCUUUCAGCUUUCAUUUUUGGCUUGUCACGCAGACCGUGAUCAGGUCGCUUCUGUGAUCGCCGCAUUGUCCGAAGCCGCAGACAUCUUGCAUAGUCCUGCUUACAACAGUAUCUUUCGUGCAGACAUUGCUUUGACCAGACUGUUUGACGGUCUGACCGUGAUUUUUGUCGAUACAGCUGUUCUAGCGGAUGGCUGGCUUGUGCGGGGACGUCGUCUCGCUCAAGCCUCCACGCCAACCAUUGAGUGCUAG